GGCGGGCGCCGGGAGCAGACGCGCGGGCGGGCGCGGGUCCCGGAGUCCUCCUCCGCCUGCUCCAGCCGCCAGCUCCGCGAGGUAUCGGGCGCCGUGGGACACGCCCGGCCCGGCCGCUUGGGAGAGGAGAGACGGGAACGCAGCGCGGACACGCGCGGCAACGAUUCUGGAGCCAGCCCCCGCGCAGGAGGCAGGAACCUGGUCUGGAGAGUGGAGAGGACCUCAGUGUGGAGCCGGGGGCAGGCGAAGGAAGGGGGCGAGGUUUGGAGAGUUGGAGCCACAGAAGCAGAGCUCCUGAGACGACUUGAGACAUUUCCCAUCCAAGUCAAGAUGCCAGAGUGACCCUCCACAGCCUAAGUCAGACCAAGCUGUUGGCUGCUUAAACCCAUCGGGGGCUCCUCAUCGCAAUCAGAGUAAAAGUCAAAACCCUUUAUGGCUGGCCAGGCUCUGCGUUGCCCAGCGCCUGUCUCUCCUGCACCCUCACUGCUCACUGUUCUCCAGCCAGACUUGUCUGCUUGCCGGUCUCCUGCAUGCCAAGCACACUCCACAGCAGGGACUCAGAGCUUUUGCACUUUGAGCUGCUUCUCUCCCCCCAGAUUUCCACUUGGCUUGCUCCCUCGUUUUCCUGGGGUCUGUUCAAAUGAUACCACCACAGAGAGGCCUCCCUUGGACUCUCUGUCUAAAAUAGCCACCUUCCAGAAUUCUGUCCUACUCACUCUGCCUUGUUUGUGCCUACUGCACACGUGUCACUUGAGGUGGUAUACCCCGAUCUGAGUAUGGCCUGUCCACACCACACUAAACACCAGCCCCGUGAAAGUGGGGACUGUGCCUGCUGUAGUCACGGCUGUCUCCCAGUGCGCGGAGCAGAGCCUUGCCCGAACGAAGUAGGCGCUCAGGGAGUGUUGGUUUGAACUGGCAGAUGAAGGAACCAUGUGGAGAGCCCACUGACAAAGACACGGCUGAGCUUCAGGUGAGAGAAGCACCUAGUUCCCUCCUGCCCAGACCUAACCCUCAGAAUGACUCCUGCUGGAGUCGCCACCGAGGGCUGUGUGUGGCUGGCCCCGACCCCGGCUCCCUCUGCCUCAUGUCUCCCUCCAGGUCUGCGGCCCUCCCGGCUCCGAGAGGCUUUUGCUAUGACUGCAGUCUCCUUGUGGGCCAGGACUGCCCCUUGCUGCCACAGCCACACCAGGUGCCCGCCCUGCCCUGCCCGUCCUUGGCCCUGAGUCACCAUGGGCAGCGUCAGUAGCCUCAUCUCCGGGCACAGCUUCCACAGCAAGCACUGCCGGGCUUCACAGUAUAAGCUGCGUAAGUCGUCCCACCUCAAGAAACUCAACCGGUGUUCAGACGGGCUGCUGAGAUUUGGCUUCUCUCAGGACUCGGGUCGUGGCAAGUCCAGCUCCAAGAUGGGGAAGAGUGAGGACUUCUUCUACAUCAAGGUCAGCCAGAAGGCCCGGGGCUCACACCGCCCAGAUUACACCGCACUGUCCAGUGGGGACACAGGGGGCCAGGCUGGGGUGGACUUUGGCCCAUCCACCCCACCCAAGCUCAUGCCCUUCUGCAAUCAGCUAGAAAUGGGCUCAGAGAAGGGUGCGACAAGGCCCACGGCAUUCAAGCCAGUGCUGCCGCGGUCAGGAGCCAUCCUCCACUCCUCCCCUGAGGGAGCCAGCCACCAGCUGCACCCCACCCCUCCAGAUAAGCCCAAGGAGCAGGAGCUGAAGCCUGGCCUGUGCUCUGGGGCGCUCUCUGACUCCGGCCGGAACUCCAUGUCCAGCCUGCCCACACACAGCACCAGCAGCAGUUACCAGCUGGACCCGCUGGUCACACCCAUGGGGCCCACCAGCCGUUUUGGGGGCUCAGCCCACAACAUCACCCAGGGCGUCAUCCUCCAGGACAGCAACAUGGUGAGCCUGAAGACACUGUCUUUCUCCGAUGGGGGAAGUAAGCUGGCCCACUCGAGCAAGGUGGACAAGGGCUCCUCGUGUGUCCGCUCCCCCAUCGCCACAGACGAGUGCACCAUCCAGGAGCUCGAGCAGAAGCUGCUGGAGAGGGAGGGUGAGCUCCAGAAGCUGCAGCACAGCUUCGGGGAGAAGGAGCUGGCCUGCAGCCAGACCUCCGAGGACCGGCUGGAGGGCCUGGAGCAGAGGGGCGGCAGCAGGGCAAAGCGGGCCUCGCAGAAGAGCCAGCGCACACAGCAGGUGCUGCAGCUGCAGGUGCUCCAGCUCCAGCAGGAGAAACGGCAGCUUCGGCAGGAGCUUGAGAGCCUCAUGAAGGAGCAGGACCUGCUGGAGACCAAGCUCAGGUCCUACGAGAAGGAGAAGACCAGCUUCGCCCCCACGCUGGAAGAGACGCAGUGGGAGGUGUGCCAGAAGUCAGGCGAAAUCUCUCUCCUGAAGCAGCAGCUGAAGGAGUCCCAGACAGAGGUCAACGCCAAGGCCAGUGAGAUCCUCAGUCUGAAGGCGCAGCUGAAGGAUACACGGGGCAAGCUGGAGGGCAUGGAGCUGAAGACGCAGGAUCUGGAGGGCGCCCUGCGCACCAAGGGCCUGGAGCUGGAGGUGUGUGAGAAUGAGCUUCAGCGCAGGAAGAGCGAGGCCGAGCUCCUGCGGGAGAAGGUGAAUCUGCUGGAGCAGGAGCUCCGGGCACUGCGGGCGCUCAGGGCCCGGGAGGCCCUGCAGCGGGACAGUGUGCCCCUGGGGCCAGGCCUGGGGGCUGGGCCCGCCUGCUGCGAGGACAUCCCCGCCCUGCAGCGCGAGUUGGAAAGGCUGCGGGCAGAGCUGCAGGAGGAGCGGCACGGCCACGACCAGAUGUCCUCAGGCUUCCAGCACGAGCGGCUGGUGUGGAAGGAGGAGAAGGAGAAAGUGAUCCAGUACCAGAAGCAGCUGCAGCAGAGCUACCUAGCGAUGUACCAGCGGAACCAGCGCCUGGAGAAGGCCCUGCAGCAGCUGGCCCGCGGCGACGGCGCAGGCGAGCCUUUUGAGAUAGAUCUUGAAGGGGCUGACAUCCCCUAUGAGGACAUCAUAGCCACCGAGAUCUGAGGGGCCUCCUGGAGGCAAGGGUGCUGAGUCCGCCAAGGAGGGCUCCCCUCCCCAUCUCCCCUGCACAGUCACUCAGGCCUCUCUGAGAGAAGCCUCCCCAGGCACAGACCUGAGACCCUCAAGGGGACGGGAGGGGUAGGGCUGCUAUGUGGCCUCCCCUCCCUUUCCCACCUGCCCGCCCCUACAUCCUGCAGCCUGCCAGACCUCUAGCUUUCCCAAGAGAUGGGCCUGGGGAUCUCUGUCAUUUGGUUAAGGGCUCCCUAAACCUUGGCCUUUGUUCAAAAUACUUAGAGAUACUCUCACCCAGGGAUGGUGGCGACUGCCGUGAAGGCAGUGGCCACCCCAGGACAGAAGUUCCCUUCCGCUUCUCUUCCCACAACCUCUUUUCUACCCCGGACACGUUGGGAUGCCUUGGAGAUAGAAAGAAACCAUUUGUGACCAGAAGCCUUGGAACCAGACCAGGUCCUAACUGGAGCUCUUCCUCUGGCUGCGGGGUGUAGGAGCUGGAGUGGGCUGUAGAGAAGCUGGCUUAGCAUCGUCAGAGCCGACCUGACCCCGGCAAGCCACAGAGAAGAGGGGAAAGCUGGGGCAGCCCAGGAGCAUCUAGACUCAGCAAGGACACAUGGGAGUCAGAGCGAGAAGCGAGGUAGUAAUGCCCAGACGCUGCUGGGCCCCACUGCCUGGAGGUGAGCAGCUUCUGGAGGGCUGGUGGCCUUUGACCUCGGUGACCACUUUCUUAAAGCCAUAGACACUGAGGCCCUGGGGUGGGUGCUGGUGACACAGGGAGGGUGUGGCUUUCCAGUUGUCCCAGGAAGCACCUCUGGAUCUUUCCUCAUGGGGCUAGAGGUCCGGGUUUCCCUGUCUGGUCCAGGCUGGCCAGCAACUACUCUGAACUUUUUCUUCCCAAGAAUCAAGGCUUUGUCAGAUCCAGAACAAGUUCUGUCCACUGAGAUGGUGCGGGCCCUUCCCGGCUCUGCCUGCCCUCAGUUCAGCGGCACACCCACCCCUUGGUGUCUGCCGUGCUGCUUCAGACCAGAGUCCUCGGGGUCAGGAGGGGCCCCUGACUGCAGGCAAGAGCCCCAGGGAGAGUCCAUGGCGCAGUCGGCCUCCAGCCCCCAGGGGCCCGACUGACGGUCGGGAGCGGGGCUCCUCUGAAGACGGCAGCGCUGGGGCAAGAGACAGACGGAAGGGGCACUUUCUCUGUUGCUUGCUGCAGGGAAUUUUCUUUCUUUCUUCUUUUUUUUCUUUCUUGUCUUUUCAGAAGCAAGCCAGAUCUAGCAGGCAGCCAGUCUGUUUCAUGUUCUAUUUUUGACUCUAGCCACAGCUGCUGCUGGUCGGACAGCCAGCCCUUGCUGGAUUCCUGGGCCUCAUGCCUGCCUGCUGAGGGCUCCCAGAGACAGAG
Equus quagga is the source of this 4434-nucleotide messenger RNA. RefSeq names its product leucine zipper tumor suppressor 1 (gene LZTS1). The coding region runs from base 1230 to 3032 and encodes 600 amino acids. Lineage: Eukaryota; Metazoa; Chordata; Mammalia; Perissodactyla; Equidae. Gene Ontology annotation, biological process: regulation of synaptic plasticity; regulation of dendrite morphogenesis. The transcript has 5 exons. The record is from RefSeq and is a predicted model, not a curated record. Gene Ontology annotation, cellular component: dendritic spine.